This is a messenger RNA of Sorghum bicolor (sorghum), 1247 nucleotides long. RefSeq lists its product as uncharacterized. Bases 609 to 944 code for a protein of 111 amino acids. The transcript has 2 exons. NCBI's taxonomy places the organism in Eukaryota, Viridiplantae, Streptophyta, Magnoliopsida, Poales, Poaceae. The record is from RefSeq and is a predicted model, not a curated record.
CCUCCGUGCUCACAAAAAAAAGCAACCAAAUUCCUCCGACCAUUGUUCGCUUGAGUUUAUUAGCCAAAAUCAGCCGACAUGGAACAAUAUUAUUUUCACACAACAAAUCAGCAUCAGCAUCAAUCAAAACACAGCCAGCCGAAUAGACGAUCGACUCCAACAACUUGGGAAAAAUCUAAGUACCAUAUUUUCCACAAUACAAUUAAGUUUUUUGGGCAAAAAAAAUAGGAUACAUUUGCAGAGCCCAAAUAUAAACUGGUCUCAAAAUAGAGAAACUCCAGCUCAGGCUCAGCAGCUCGACUGCUCAUGCAUGGCAUGGAUAUCUGAUCCACAAGUAUCGUGAAUACAUGACAAAAAUAGUUGUUGUCAUCUUUAAAUAGGCUUUUGCAUCGAUAAAAUCACUUCUCUUUAGCGCCCUCUCGCCAUUUCGUUACUACUACAGCAACAUAUAUAACCCAUAAUAGAGAUAAUUUAGUAGAUCUAGUAGUUUAAUCAACUCCAUACAUUGUUGAUUUAAUUUCAACAUACUCAGGUGGACCAAGGCCGGCCGGCGAAUCAAUCAAGAACGUCACCGCUAGUUAGGGGCGUGGUUGUUGGACCUGCGUGCCAUGGGGGAUCACCAUAUGCGGCUGCACAGGCCGGCGCCGAUCGAGAAGAUCGCGGUGCCGGAGAAGAAGGCCUUGUUCCUCCACGCCGCCGGCGCGUCGUCGCCGGGGCAGCAGCAGCAGCAGCACGGCGCCUCCUCGCACGAGAGCAUCACGCCGCGGACGGCCACGAAUAAGCAGCCGGCGAGCCCCCGGGCGUGCCUCUGCUCGCCGACCCUGCACGCGGGUUCGUUCCGCUGCAGGCUCCACCGCGGCAAUUUCGGCGGCGGCGGCGGCGGCGGCGGCAGCGGCGACGGCGGCUCCGGCCUCCACGAGAUGAGCAAGAAGCCCGGCGUAUGACGACGCGACGCGGGCGGGAGACGAGCGUUCCUACGCCCUUACCGCAAAAAUGAGCAGGUGAAAACACGAGCUGACGUCAUCGGGUGCAUGGCCAAAUAUUUUUUAGCCCUUUUUUCUUUUUGUCCCUUCUCAUUUGUCUUCGCUGUAUAUUGUAUACAGGGGAAGAAGGGGAAGAGUAUAUUUUUUCUUCUUCUAUACCUUUCCUUGUAACGAGUCCGCAGAACACGUGUUAAUUUCGCCUGUACGCGUACGCUUGUUACAAUCAUUCAGCAAUGGUUCCAGCUGCGGCGACGAAAAACAAAA